AAAUUAUGUCGGAAUCACAAUUUGUCAUCAAUUAUAUUCCAGAAUACCGUUGAAAAAAUAUGAGAAGAUCUCUCUCUCUCUCUCUAGGUUUAAUCAUGCGUCUCUCAUAAGUCUCGCUUAAUUAAUUUCAGAGCGAGCACAAUGCGUGUAUCUCGUUUGCAAAAUCGAUUACUCGCGCGUUUGCAUUACAACGUGCCGUGAAAACAGCGUUGCAAUUUCAAUCACGCGAAAAGACGAUGCGAUCGAUAGAUAUGUAUAUAGUUAAUCCAACCCGAAUAGAGAGUUUAUGUGACUAUCUCCAAAGUAUGUACCGCCAUCUGUGUAUGUAUGCGUAUUGCGGGAUGAGAGUGCAUCUUUAAGGGGGGUGGGAGGGACGCGAGGAGCCCGCGCGUUUAUCGCGGUAACGUACUCCGAAAACUAUCGUUGACAAACAUUCUCGGUGAUCCUGAUAAGAAAUCGCGCGUUGGCAAAUUUACGGCAAUUUGCGUCGCAGAAGUAUCCAUUCGCGAUAUCGCGAUGCGCGCUUCGUUCCACGGUGGGAGAGAGAAAGAGAGAGAGAGAGAGAUAAGGGAGAAGAGAGAAAGAGAGAGAAGCUGCGCCCGCAGCAUGGCGAGACUCUCAGGCGCCUGCGUGGCCAGGUGACGUCAUUGGCGAACCGGGCAGCUCGCUGUCUACCAGACACUCAGUCUCGCCUCGACGCUCGAGGAGAUUGUUUGUGUUAUUUCUUUAUCGCGCUCCAUACACUCCGAUCUGCCGUCUCGGAAGCUGACGCCCGCGCGAUCGACGUCGAGAUCGAUUCUUACAUUAAGAUUCUCAUCGGCAGGAAGAUUUAAAAAGUGCGAGUAUAACGACAGGUUAAAUCGCCGAUCGUUCACCCAAGACACGCGCAACUUGAAGAUAUUCUUACGCAAGACUCACAGGACAGAUUAGACGUUGAGUAGAAAAACGGUGCCGAGUUGAGAAGAAGAAAGUUUCUCUGGGAAAUCAAUUUUUCUCGUUGGAGCUGGUUCGGGAAAGUAGGACUGUGGAAAUAAAGAUCGCCGAUAUCGCGCGAACGCGACUCGCCGUAGAAGCGGAGUGAUAAACACGUGCGACUAACGUGAACCAUCGACGAUCGUACUACAUCGUUCGUUUCGCGGGGAUGCGCACCGAGUGAGAUAGAGAAUCCCUUCGUAUUCAUCCUCCCGGGAUCCACCCGGACGUCCCGGAUGUGAUUAGUGCACCGUCGACGCGCGAUUGAUUGACUUUACUAUGAACUCUGCUACGAUUAUUAUGAGAGGAUGAGCUGCUCGGUGAAGAUCUCUUGCGGCAAGAGCUGGAGCCCGCAGCGCAGGAUCAGCUCCCUGGCGGAGGAGACGUGCCCUUCGAAUGCCGUCGUGUCCACCAGCUGCGCUGUCGGCCUCCAGGCCGCCCAGCCGUCAUCAUCGACAUCGAGCUCGAUGACCACGACCAACACCACCUCCACCACCACCGUCACCGUAGCCUUCAACAACCCCGUGAUCACAACUACCAGCACCACCACCAUCACCACCGCUGCCGCCGCCGCCGCCGCCACCAGCAUCAACGUUUCCGCGGUCGGUGGUAAUCAGAGGGUCGUCCCACCACGCCCCGUCAAGUCGAUCGCCGCGAAGAAAGGGGAGGACACCACGAAGCUGCUCAAGUACAUCGACGAUAACGUCAUCGGCAAGAACGGCACGUUCUUCGGGCCGUUUGGCCGCAGGAAAGUGGUUUAUUGCGACUAUACUGCCUCGGGAAGGUCACUACAGUUCCUUGAAGAUUACAUCGCGAAGGAGGUGCUGCCAUGUUUGGGCGACACUCGGGCAUCCACGUCCAUCUGCAGUCUACAAUCAUCUCUUUUUAGGCAUGAGGCCCGAGACAUUGUCAGACAUGCGGUUGGAGCCGGCGAGCAGGAUGCGGUCCUGUUCACGGGUCAAGGCACCGCCGCCGCCCUUCGCACACUUUUACGACACCUCGAUCUCUCGAAAUCCACCGUGGUCUUCGUGGGCCCGUUCGAGCAUCACGCCAACCUGAGGCCUUGGCGCGAGCUCGAUGUCAAGAUAGUACGAGUUUCCGAGACCCGGGAGGGCUUCCUAGAUCUGAAUGAUCUCGAACGAGGACUAACUAGAAUGCGGAGCGAGGGCGUUGCGCAAAUGAUUGGAUGCUUCAACGCUGCCAGUUGCAUAACGGGGGUUUUGGCAGAUGACGUCGCGACGACCCUCCUGCUGCAUCAAUACGGCGCGCUUAGCGUGUGGGAUUACACCACUGCAGCGCCGUAUAUUCAGAUCGACAUGAAUCCGCAUUUACCCGGAGUCGGGGAGACCGCGGUUCACAAGGACGCCAUCAUUUUCGCGGGUCAUAAAUUCAUCGGCGGCGUACAAUCGCCCGGUAUACUCGUGACCAAACGGUGGCUCCUGCGAGAGGAUGUCGAGGCAGAGGACAUGAGGGACUCCCAUCGUUAUCAUCGCGAUCCCGAGCUGCGAGAGGAGAGCGGUACCGCUGGUGUGGUCGAGAGCAUCAGAUGCGGACUGGCGGUGCAGCUGAAAGAGAACGUCACGCCGAGAGCGAUUGUCGCUCGGCAGGAUAAGAUUUCUAAGCAAGUUUUAUCCCACGUGCGUACAAUCCCGGAAUUGAUUCUACUCGGCAGCUCGUCGCAAAACGUGAAGCGAUUACCCAUCUUCUCUUUUAUGGUACGCCAUCCUCGUGGCACGUUUCUACACCAUAACUUUGUCUGUGCCGUCCUGAACGACGUCUUUGGUAUUCAAGCGCGAGGAGGAUGCGCUUGCGCGGGUCGUUAUGCUCAUGAUCUCAUGGGGAUCGACCGAGAGCUUGCCAAGGAAUACGAAAGCAUCCUCUUGGAAGGACAACGUAAUGGCACUGAGGAGACCACCGCGGAGGGUCUCAGGCCAGGCUUUGCCAGGCUAUCCUUUCCCUAUUUUAUGACCGAGGCGGAAGUUGCCUUCGUGCUGGAAGCUCUCAAGAUGGUGGCCACUGAGGGCUGGAAGUUGCUACCGCAAUACGUGCUGAAUCCUGAUACCGGCGAAUGGCGGCAUCAUACCAACAGCGUCUUCAAGGAACGCAAGUGGUUGGGCUCGAUCAGAUACACGGACGGCAAAAUGAGCGCCACGGAGAGGCGAGUUUCCGGUUCCGGUAUCUUUCCGCAGACUUAUGGCGAUUGUCUGCAAACCGCCCGCAACAUUUUCAACCGCGCGCGUAAAAUGGCGCAACGAUAUCCGCUGCAAAUCGACAAGAGUUUUAAUUUUGUGUGCCAGCGUAUGGAAGCGUUACGUUGGUUUAUGCUGCCGAGCGAGGCGCAGGAUCUCCUUUUGGGAAAUUCGCAAAACGUUAAACAAGACGUACCGUUCAAUCCCUUGUUAGCCUGGAACAGGUUUAGCCGCACGAAUACCGUCACGUGUCAUGACAGUCUGGUGAAUUGUCUAACGCUGACCAACGGUAUCAGACGUCUGAACAGCGAUAUUCCGCGCACGGGUAAUAUGCCCAUCUCAACCUCACCAAGACACCGUAGUCUACCGGCGUUGAGCACAGUUAGGCGAGCCAUGAUCGCGACUACGAUCGAACUGAAUCAACCGUCGUCAUCGAGUAACAGCGAAGAGGAGAGCUCAAAUCAAAAUGAACACGGCAAUUUCUUCGGUGGGCCUCGAUCACCCGCCACGUGUCCGAAUUCACCAAUGCCAGUCAGAUUCGCGGUGGGCGAGGCCGUGACCACCUCGGUUUUGGGAUCGAUAUCCCGUACUGCCGUUCAACCGACAAAGGAGCAGAGGGGGUUGAUAGAUGCGGCCAAUGCCGGACGCGCUAGAUGCAAUUCUCUGGGGAGCACCACUGACGGAUGUAACGUUCCGGGAAAUCGCGCCGGUACCGCAUCGGCGUCCUCGCCGAUUCCGCCGCUUCCCUUGAGCCCGCAGACUCUGACCAGUUUGGGACUGAGUACAACAAACGUUUCAUCGAAGCAUAAACGUCUUCAUUGCAGUUGCAGCAGUCAGACGGAGCUGAACUCCCUGGAACUGGAUUCUGCCGGCAGCCCGAGUCAUUCGAUUUCCUCCUUGAGCUAUAUUAAUCAUAAUCCGGCGUCACCACCGUCUUCGUAUUCAUCGACCAGCGAUUAUACCGAGAGAUUGGUAGGCGGUGGUAGAUUAUCACCUAUCUCCACGAACACGAGCCAGAAAUCCGAGGAUGAUCUGAGCGCUUACGUAAAGGAAAUGACCAAGGAAUUAGCGACGGAAAUCAAAUCGGAGAUCCGGGAAGUUAUUUCCAAAGUUGAUGACGCUCUGUCGGAGACAAAUACAUCCGAAAACACACCGCAACAUCAUUCGCGAGCUCACAGUAUGGUUAAUCAAAUAUUUGUGGAAGAUAAACAGCAAUUGAGGCAUGACUCAUUCACAGCCAGUGACAUUGCCGAAUACUUGAUGGAAUUCUCAAAAGAAAUGGCGAGCGAAGUUAAAUCUGAGAUAAGGUGCAUGGUGAACGCCGUUGAUGGACUUCACAGGUAUUCGCCAGAUGCUUCCACUUCUGAUGUUUCCUCAAACGGAUGCGGUUCACCUGAUCGAGGAAGAAUCGUACUCCCAUCAUCGGCAUCCCCGCGUCUUUCAAGCUCAAGAAAAAGCGGCCAGAUCGAGAUUACCAGCAAGGUCGGCGAAUUGUCACAGCAAGAAAGCAAAAUGUCUAGUGAAUGUUCUUCGGACGAGACUGUCAUCUAUGUGAUGAAGCCAUCCGAGAACGAGCGCAGUCGCUCGAAGACCGAGGACGAAGAAGUGGAAAACGAUGUGGAUGAUUACGUGGAUGACGAUCCACAGGAAGGACGUGGCGGCCUCGACAUUGGCGACGCCCGGAAAAUCCUACCGAAAAUCUAUUCGGCUGUGAACUCGGUUAGUUCUCAAGACAGCGGUAUAAAUCUGUCCUUUCACGAGAGCGAUAAAUCGAUAGACUCGCUGGAUCUAAAACGAAGCAGUAGCGCUGAAUCCAACUCCGCCAACAGUCACGGACGAAAGCCUAGAACGACAUCGAUGAUGAGUUUAUCAACUAAGAGUGGUAACAAACAACACGCACGUCAAAACGAUAAUCUUUCGGAGGACGAGGAGUGCACGGGCGAUCUGAGAGAGGAAGAGGGCGAUGGUCAGGAGAAUAAUUUUGAAGACAAUGAAUCAAGACUCGAAUUUCCGCGAACUCAAUGGCACUGUCCACCGAAAAAUAUCUGGAAACCUUCGGUGGAGGCUAUGCAGGAAUUCGAUAUGAUCCGGGACAACGACAGGGUCCUAGUUUGUCUAUCGGCGAGCGGCAAGGACUCACUGUCCCUUCUGCAUACUCUGCAUCAGUACAGAUUUUAUGCCAGGUCGAAGGGGAUUGACUUUGAGAUUGGCGCGGCCACUAUUGACACAGGUGGUUCUGACCCCUUGGAAAUGAUGAGUUAUCUAAAAGCCCUGAACGUACCUUAUUUUUAUGAGGAACUGGUAACAGACUUGACUAACGCUAACGUUGACAAUCCAUUGGACGCCAGCAUCGCUAGCGGCACUUGUAGUUUCUGCGAUAAAUCGAUCAGAACGCAAUUAUACUCUGUGGCAAAACGCAACGGAUAUAACGUGCUGACGCUCGGUCAACACUUGGACGAUCUCGCGGAGAGUUUCCUCAUCUCGGUAUUACACGGUGGCGUGUUGAAAACCAUGAAAGCUCAUUACUAUAUACGUCGAGAGGAUCUCAGGGUCGUUCGACCGUUCAUCUACGUACGGGAGAAGGCGUUAAGACAAUUUGCUGAAAGUAAAAAGCUUCCGAUCUGUCAGGAUUUAAAAACUUUAUCUGAGAAACAAAAUAGAAGAAAGGAGUUGAUGCUCCAGCAGGAACGCGCGUAUCCUCGACUGCAUUGGUCCGUACGCACGGCUCUACGGCCCUUGAUAACCGCUCACGGGCAAAUCACCGCUUUCGAUUUGACCUGCGGCGGCAGCGGCGGUAACAAUAUUGUCAACAGUCCAAGUAGCAGCACCAGCAGUACUUGUAGCAGCAUAAGCGGCGGCGGUAAUAGUAAUGGCAGCAAUACCAGUAAUCAACAGAAGCGACAUAGGAGAACCAAGACGAACAAUUCCAUGGCGACUACCUCCUCAUCUCAACAGACCGACGAGAACGACGAAACCGACGAGGAGCCUGUGCUCUGAGGCGGGCCCGUCGCGAGAUGGGAUUCCGAUCAUCGCGCAGUCUCAUCUUCGCGUCUCCGUCGCAGAUGUCCGACGUCGACGUUCGCCCUCGUUAGAAGAAGGCGAUUGCGCUUCGCAGCCGCGGUCGCUGCCGCUAAAGCCAACGAUCAAAGACGUGUCGAGCACGGCAAUUGAGACGAUAGAGAAGGAAGCAUUUAAACGCAGCGAUUUUGCGAAGAAAAUUUGAAGAAUAUUCCUCGUGGUUCCUUAACAUUAUUCGCGUGUGUAAUCCUUGCUCGUUGCGCAAGAAUCUUGACGAGAAUGACUCGCCGCAUCAAUCAUUGAAAAGUGAAAUCAUUACAGUGAAUAACCGUCUUACUUACUCGAGAAAAGUGACUAUUAUCGAGUUAAUGAUGAUCUCGGAUAUGAACAGUUACUUUCCGAAAAUUAGAUGAACAUUUUUCAGAGAAAAAGAAGAAAGGAAGAAAUGCGGUCGACAGAAUGUUAUUUACUUAAACAAUUUAAGGACGAUGUAAGCAUAAGUCCUCUUUUGUGUUUACAAUGAAUAAGAAAUUUACUUGCUUAUGGAUAGUUAAGUGUAUCGGCAGCUGAUUAGCUGCUUUACGCGGAGAUAUGAUACAAUGAUAAUCGAUCGAUGAACCGAUAACAAACAGAAUAAUCGACGGUGCGUCGUGCCGUUAUAUCAUGUCACGUCGAUUGUUUGCAUAGGAUGAUAAAUAGGUCGUCGCGUAUACGACGUAUUAAGGGACGCGAUACGCUUGAAAGACGCGAUAAGCGAUAGCUGCUUAAUAUUGAGACAGAUAUUAUGUGUUAUAUAUCUUACAGAGAAGUCAUGCAGCAGGGAGACCGGGAAUAGUUUCGUGAGAGAGCCAAAACCUCGACCGAUCCCGCGAAAAAGAUCGUUCCACGACAAUUAUAUCUUUUAUAUACAUAUACAUCUUUUUUAUUUGAUAUGUCGUCCCCUUAGUAUCGCUCUAAUAAUUAAGAUCAUUGAGAUCUCGCAAUGUCUUUUUCUAAUGCGCAUUUUCGAUGGUAUUUUCGACUUUCUCGAUGGUACGACUUAAUGAUGGACGUCAUUUUUUGCGGUCAAAAAAAUGCGUCUUUCAGAUGAUCUGUCGGGAAAAUUUGUCGGUUUGCGGUUACGUCAUUUCAAGUGAAUUGGGUGCAAUAUCAUUCAUUGAAUCGGUUAAUCCGCUUUCGAGAAGCACAAUCGCUCGAUCAAAUUUCAGUUAUCGAGAUAGAGAUGCGAAAGAACCACAUCGAGAGGUAAAGGUUUUGACGAAUUCUCACCUGCAUGAACUUCGAGAAAGAGGUACUCACGCAUGCAUGCGAUGCGUAAGGAAUUAACGUAUACGCUUUUCGCGAAUAAAACGUAUAAAGACAUUGGAGAUUGUCUAAAUAUUUUCAAAUAACAAAAAAAAAUUAUUAAGAAGGGUACUAAAAUUACGACAACAAUUAAGAAACGUAUGAAAAAAAAUUAAUGUCUUGCUUUCCGUAAUUUGGUGCGAUAAAUACGAGAGACUUGUAAUAAAAUAUUAAUUUAAGAAUUUGUUAGAAGAGAGACAAGUUUGUCGUAUCUAUCGGACAAAUAUUUGAAUGGCGAUCUCCAAUGUUUUAGACUGUGCAAAACGAAGGCUGUUUCUUUUUAACUGGCAUCACCGACAAUGCGAUGACACAAUAAAACUGCGCUUCUUUUUCAACGUAAGUUUGCUAAUCCGCGAUGCAGCUCGAUCGACGCUGUGAUCGAUAAGUUAAGUUUCGAUACAAAAAAAUAACGACGGCGAAUGAUGGACGAGUUGCAAAUAAGAGUCCAGUUAUAUCGUCGGUUUCUUGAAAAAUGUAAUAGCGUGAUAGAUUGUUGCGUCCUACACUCCGAUGAAAAAUAUCAAACAAGCAAAAUGCUAAAUCUUCGAGAAAUAGGAAAAAAAUUAAAUUAAACUUUGAUCGAAGAUGUACCAAAUUACUCUAAUGUUUUGUCUAACGAUAACAAAGACUUGAGCACGAUUGCAUCAAUAGUUCAGGAAUCAAUUAGUUGGAUGAACGAUUCGCGAUUCUUUUCUAGAUUAUAGAAACCUGUCUAUUAGAUAGACAAAGCGAUAAAAUUCGGUUAAUAUGUAUCAUUGCUAAUCGGCAAUGAUGCUUCGAUCAUGCAAUAAAAUAUAUACAAAGAAGAUUUCCGAAAGAUUAUUCGCAGGGUACUUAAAAUUGACACGUCUAUAAUGAUAGAGUCUAAUGAUAAAUUAUGUUACGUUGGGAGGGAAGCACAUAUAAUUUGGACCAUGUAAACGCCAGUUGACAAUGAAUCAGCCGGAUGACAGUUUAAGGAAACUAAGUAAGUGGAUAGUCCAAGAAAAACUAAUAUCAAGAUUUGUGAAAGGACAUCUGAUAAUAUAUACAUAUACAUAAUUCAUAAGCCGAUAGGCACCAAUCGAUUAUGAUACUUAUAGCAGCAGUCUUAUGUUGUUCACUUCUUCUCUCAUGUUCGGCUGUUGUACGCUCGCUAAUUGUUAGGACUAUAAGUAAGACUUAAGACUUGUAUGUAGAGAUCGCAUGUACAGCAACGUACGCAAUGUAGACGAUGACCGUAUAAAAUAAUACGUACGUACCGUUUGUGUCGUACUCAGUUUUUUAAAGCGUUCGUUCAUUCGUUUGUUCGUUCGUUCAUUCAUUCGUUCAUCGUUGAAUCCAAGAUGAUAAAAGGCGGAAUUAACAACCAAAUGCGAUAAGCGAAAAGGAAGUCUUGAUCUAUAUGAAUCAUUGCGAAUAGAUAUUCUCAUAUUUUCCGAGAGUUACGAAAGGGACAUUGUUACUGUAAAGAUAUGUAAGUUUAUUUAUCUCUAAUAAAAAUGAACGUUUAAGAAAAAA
This is a messenger RNA of Formica exsecta, 9023 nucleotides long. RefSeq lists its product as uncharacterized. The record is from RefSeq and is a predicted model, not a curated record. The coding region runs from base 1281 to 6158 and encodes 1625 amino acids. Lineage: Eukaryota; Metazoa; Arthropoda; Insecta; Hymenoptera; Formicidae. The transcript has 9 exons.